CUGUUGCGGCGAAAUCGAAAUUAUCAUCGGACAUUUGCAUUUUGCUUUGCUAAAAUAGAAAAGGACGAAAAAAGGCGAGUAGAAAUUCAUUUCAUAAGUAUAGACCAUUGUUGUUAAAUAUAACCAUGAAUAGACGAGAGCCAGAUUACCCCGUAGAGUUAGAAUCUCAAUUUAUAAUGAGGUUACCAACCGAGCCAGCUAAAGCCCUUCGUGAGCUUUUAAAAUCCGGGGAUAAUUUUAAAAACAGACUUACUAUUCAAUUUGAAAACGAUAUGAGGCAUGGCGAAGUACGCUUCGAUCACUGGCUGCUUCAUGCAAAGAUCGUUGACUUGCCCACUAUAAUCGAAUCGUUAAAAACCAUUGAUAGAAAGAGUGUUUACAAAACUGCGGAUAUAUGUCAAAUGAUGAUAUGCAAAGAAGAAUUAGACCCUGUACCUGCGGAGGACGAGUCGCCAAAAAAGAAGAAAGAUCCUCUUAAAGUUGAUAAGAAAUAUCUUCAUCCUCACGGCAUCACACCACCGACCAAAAACAUAAGAAAGAGGCGUUUCCGGAAGACUUUGCGCAAGAAGUGCAUGGAGGCCCCUGAAAUAGAAAAAGAAGUAAAGAGACUGCUGCGCGCUGAUAAUGAAGCUGUGAGUGUCACAUGGGAGGUGAUCCAAGAGGAAGAUGAGGUUAAACAUGAGCCUAGCCCAUCAACAUCAACUAAACCAGACAAAACUAAACCAAAGAAGGAACAAAACAUUAAACGAGAUUUGGUGGAGAGCUCAUCGAAGGUUGAGGACAUAUUUGGUGGUGCCGUCAGUGACAGCGAUGCGGAAGAUGAUAAUGUAAAUGUUGAUGUCGAUGACAGGUUGUCCUCGUAUGAUGAUCAUUUCUCGGACACCAACUCUAUUUACGGUGCCAGUGACUUUAAAGGAGGAAACCUAGCUACUCAAUUUAAACCUGAAAUGUUUAGCUCCACACAAGGAAUUGAGCCACAACCCUCAUCAAGCCACCAAAUGGACAUGGAAAUGAGCGGUCAGGAGCAAUUCUCCGUAGAUGACUUCUUGCAGUCAGAAGACAAGAGCGGUGUAACUUACAAGCUGCAGCAGAUCAGCGCCGAGCUUGAAGAACUGAAGCAGCGCCGCCAGCGCACCCAGCAUGAGAUAGCUGGACUGGAGAACCAGACCCUUCGGCAAAGGUUCCAAGACAUCCUACAGACCCUCAACCAAGAUAUCAUGUACAAGGAAUUGGAAUACCAAAACCUGCAGAGGCAAAAAUAAUUAUAGUAAGAAAGUAAAAGUGAGAUAAGAAAAACUUUGUACUGUAAAGGUAUUUAUUCUUCAUGCAUUUAAUAUACUUAAUGAACUGGUAGCUGUUGAUGAAAUUAUUAAAAUGUAAUAAUUAAUAAAUUAAAUAAUAAAUAAUUUUAUAUGA
This is a messenger RNA of Cydia splendana, 1416 nucleotides long. RefSeq names its product transcription initiation factor TFIID subunit 7-like. Gene Ontology annotation, molecular function: RNA polymerase II general transcription initiation factor activity. Bases 126 to 1262 code for a protein of 378 amino acids. Lineage: Eukaryota; Metazoa; Arthropoda; Insecta; Lepidoptera; Tortricidae. Gene Ontology annotation, biological process: transcription initiation at RNA polymerase II promoter; RNA polymerase II preinitiation complex assembly. The transcript has a single exon. Gene Ontology annotation, cellular component: transcription factor TFIID complex. The record is from RefSeq and is a predicted model, not a curated record.